Molecule: messenger RNA, 1397 nt
Organism: Rhizopus microsporus ATCC 52813
Lineage: Eukaryota; Fungi; Mucoromycota; Mucoromycetes; Mucorales; Rhizopodaceae
Product: ESCRT-1 complex, Vps28 subunit
Exons: 5
Coding region: 492-1184 (230 amino acids)
Biological process (GO): protein transport to vacuole involved in ubiquitin-dependent protein catabolic process via the multivesicular body sorting pathway
Cellular component (GO): ESCRT I complex
Molecular function (GO): protein-containing complex binding
Source: RefSeq, a predicted model, not a curated record
CUAUUUUGAAAAAGGACUACUGAACAAGAAGUUUACGUGCUCCCUUUUUAUACAAAAGCUUAGAUACUAUUAAAAGAAGUAGUUUAUGACUGGAUCCUUACAGGCUUUAGUAAUGGGAAAACCUAAUAAACUGAUACGCGUUCGGAAAAGUAGACUUUACAUGCAAAGCUCUUCUUUAUUCAAAGGGAAAGGCUACUUGCGUAUAUACUUUUUUUUAUCAGAGUGCUUUAUUGCCAUGGUUUCCUGUCCUUUUUUUAAUAUAGCCUAUUUACGUAAUAGACUGCAUAAGUAUAAUCUAUAUUGGGUAAACUUGGGUAUAAAUAGCAAUAGGAAGUGAUGGAAAACAGAAAAAGUGUCGUGGUGCGACUUUACUUUCCAGAAAGACUGUAGGAACACACUCUUAUCAAGCUCGAUGUGGAGUUUUAAUGGUGCCGUCUAAUAACAACUCAUGACUGGCUGAGAGGUUGUUGUGGGCAUUUUCUCUUUAAAUUAUGGAAGUCUCGUCUAAUCCAAGCUAUUUUCAAGGCAUCAAUGUUGACGAAGAAGUUCGUUUAUUUACAAACAAUAAAGAAAGAGAUAAAUAUGACAACAUGGCUGACCUUUACUCCAUCAUUGUCUUGAUGGAACAUUUGGAAAAAGCGUUUGUCAGAGACUCUAUUACACCAGAAGAAUACACUCCACAGUGCACCAACCUUAUCGCAAAAUAUAAGACAACCCUCAAUUUUCUAUCAGACUCAGUAACAGACCUUGAAAGCUUUAUGAACGACUACAAGUUAAGUUGUCCUGCAGCACUCAAUAGGUUCAAGAUUGGUGUACCUGCAACCUAUGAACAUGCCAUUGGCGAUAAUAAGAACGAUAUGGGUAAGUCUGCGAAAUACAUUGCAGAGAGUGUUCAGCAUUUUAUUACACUUAUGGAUACAUUACGAUUAAACCGAUAUGCGGUGGAUGAACUUCACCCUAUCCUUGCAGACUUGAUCCAAUCGUUAAAUAAAGUACCGACAUUGCCUGCUGAUUUUGAAGGAAAACAAAGGAUUCGACAAUGGUUGAUCACCUUACAUUCAAUGAAAGCAAGUGAUGAGAUUACAGAGGAACAAGCAAGACAGAUGCUCUUUGAAAUGGAGCAAUCACAUACAGAGUUUUACAGGUUACUCAGUGGAGAACACAAGGAUACUAUACCACAGUAAUAAUAAACAACCCUUUUUUUUCAGUAUAUAUUUUACAUUUUUAUUAACUUUUUUAGCUGAUGUAUAUAUUCACCUCUAUUACAGGAUCUAUAUAUAAUCCUACCUUUAAAACGUGCUUCCUUAACUUCUAUUGCUUUCUUUAAGCUCUAGUAAAAAUAAAUAAACAAAAAGGCAAAUAGGACCAAUAGACUAUUAAAAAGAUUUUAAUACAGG